Molecule: messenger RNA, 1869 nt
Organism: Mesorhabditis spiculigera
Lineage: Eukaryota; Metazoa; Nematoda; Chromadorea; Rhabditida; Rhabditidae
Source: the annotation of a GenBank genome assembly
AUGAUCAGUGCGCUUCAAUUCGUCACCUCCAUGCGUCUUUUCUCCAUUGGAUGGAGCCGGCUUCCACAAACUGGGCAGGGCCCAGCCGAGCGCACCCCAAUUACAGCACUGGGCGGCCACCGUGUCUGCGCUCUGCCCCACGGGAUUUUCCUUGCCUCGCACAUUCACUGGCGCUUUGUGGAUGGCUGGCCAAGGGUCGCCGCGCCCGCGAUGGCGUCCAAUUCUGAAGAAAAGGAAGUUACCAAAACUGCCCAAUCUGAGGAUAGUGACACCGACGACGCGGAAGAAGUGUUAGAAGAAUCUCCAGAUAAACGAUGGUCAAAACGUAGGGAACAGGUUAAACAACGGGAUGUACCAGGCAUUGACUCGGCCUAUCUGGCCAUGGACAACGAUACGGGAAACGAGGUGGUUUGGAACGAGGUACUUUUCUCGGAGCGGAAAAAUUUUCGGGAGCAAGAGGCAAAAAUCAACGCUACCUUUGACAACCUGACGCAACUAGCACACCCAAACCUCGUCAAAUUCCACACGUAUUGGACGGAUUCGAAGAGCGAGAAGCCGAGGAUUGUAUUCAUCACCGAAUUUAUGUCCUCCGGAGCGAUGGCACUAUUUCUGCAGCGGACACGAAAAUCUGGCUCCCCGCUCAGUAUUAAGGCCUGGAAGAAGUGGACAACACAGAUCUUAUCGGCUCUCAACUACCUGCAUACCUCAUCACCACCGAUUAUGCACGGAAAUUUGACCUGCCACACCAUCUUCAUCCAACAAAAUGGUCUCAUCAAGAUCGGAUGUGUUGCCCCCGAUGCCAUCCAUCUCCACGUGAAGACGUGUCGACAAGACCAUCUGCGAAACGUCCACUAUCUAGCGCCGGAAUUUGAGUCGUUGAAGGACAUGACGCCCGCCUCGGACAUCUACUCUUUUGGGAUUUGUGCCCUAGAGAUUGCUGCCGCUGGGGGGUUGAUUUCUUCGAAUGGGGCCACGGAUGGGAUGGUGUCGGAGGAGUGUAUACGAAAGGCCCUCAAUUCUUUGGAAGAUCCCCUCCAAAAGCAAUUCAUCGCCUGCUGUCUCGACCCCGACCCCAAGAAGCGACCAACCGCCCGGAAGUUGUUAUUUCACCCGGUCCUCUACGAGGUGCAUCCGCUGAAGCUGCUUGCUGCGCACGUGAUCGUCAACAACCGCAUGUACGAGGAUGCGAGCGUGGAAAUGUUCCGCGUACCGAACCCGCAAACCGUGGCCGCCUCGUGCAGCGACCGGGUAAUGUCCUACGUGCAACUGCCGCACUUCCAAUUCGACCUCGACAAGUUCCUGGAGGACGUGCGGAACGGCAUCUACCCCCUCACCGCCUAUCUGCCCGUCGACGACUCGUCGAAGUUGGCGUGUAAAGUGGUCCAAAGCAAGGAGCCGACCCCAGAACCUACCGAGAACCACAAGGAAAGUCGACACCAAGACGAACCCCCGCGGAUAAGCAAGCAGCCAGAGGUGAAAGGCUCGGAGUCGGCGUCAACGUCGAUGCCGGCGACAAGCCAAGAAAAGCACGACUCUGAGAAGCUGAGCGACUCGGACAAGGAGGCGUCUGACGAGGGCGAAGAUAACCCCGAGUGGACUCCGCAUGAGACGCGUUCGAUUGUGCAAAUGAAGGCGACACUCAUCGGCGUCGAGCUGUCAAUACUGUUAAAACUCGAGGACGGCAUGAAUCGACAUCUGAUCGGCGAUAUCGAGCCGGGCAUCACUGCCGACGUGCUCGUCGAAGAGUUGAUUAGUGGAGCGUUCAUCUCCGAGACGGACGAGGGCCGCGUGCGGCACAUGCUCGACUCUGUGCUCCAUCCACCGCCACCCGACGACUCGUCCUCCGUGCCCACCAUCCCCCUAGAAUCA